GUCACGUUGGCACCGCGCGUGCGCACGCCGUCGCCUCUCCGUCUCGUCAGUGCCAUAGCAACCGGAGCGGGCAUCAACUCAACAUGGCCAAAGCAACGACUGUGAAAGAAGCACUCGCCAAAUGGGAGGAAACUUCAGGGGAGAAAGCAUGCGAUGCCACAGCAGUAAAGCUGUAUGGCCAGGUUCCUGCUAUAGAGAAGAUUGAUGCUUCUCUCUCCACACUCAUCAACUGCGAAAAACUGUCUCUGUCCACAAACUGCAUAGAGAAAAUAACCAACCUCAAUGGCCUGAAGAAGCUGAGAAUAUUGUCAUUAGGAAGAAAUAACAUAAAGGCACUAAAUGGGCUGGAGGCAGUGGGAGACACAUUGGAAGAGCUGUGGAUCUCCUAUAACUUGAUAGAGAAACUGAAGGGAAUUCAGUGCAUGAAGAAACUGAAAAUCCUCUACAUAUCCAACAAUCUGGUGAAGGAAUGGGGAGAGUUUUCAAGGCUAGCUGAACUACCGUGCCUCGUGGACAUGGUGUUUGUUGGAAAUCCCCUGGAGGAGAAGUAUUCAACCGAGGGAACUUGGAUGGAGGAAGCGUCUAAAAGGCUUCCCAACCUGAAGAAACUAGAUGGAAACCCAGUCAUCAAACAGCAAGAGGAUGAAGGAGAGGAAGAAAGCUGAGAAGAAUGACUAUCUCCAAAGUUACAACCUCCUAAGAGUCUUCCCUUUGGAAUCUUUGUUUUUUGUUUUGCUUUGUCAUUGUUGUUCUUUAUAUAAAAUAUGAUUCUUACAACAGAAAAUCUGUUGAAGAUCAACAAGCAGAAAAACAACCUAAAAAUACACAGAAUGUUUAUCUUUGAAAAAAACUAUUAAACUAUCAAAACUUCAGGCCUUGGUACCAGGAAGGGUUUUUAAGACAUUAAAAGCACAUUUUUUAAUGCUAUUUACAACAUUAGCGUUAUGAUUUUAUUUUUUACUACUCCUUCAAAGUAUGAAGAAUUUCAAAGAUAAUACUAAUAUUUCAUAUAGUCUGUGGUUUUAAAUUCCUCAACCCUUAUACACUGAAGUAAAGCACAGUAUAGCUCACAGAUUCUUGAGAAGAGACAUUUGUGUGGACCAAUGUUGACAAGAUAAUAAUAUUAACUCUGUGCUGCUGGAGCUUCUCAAGCCUAAUAGGAAUUGGCUGUAAAAACCUGACACCGUUCUCAGUACAUAGAAAAGGUCAGUUACAUAAACAGCUUAGCUGGAUUAUUGUUCUUCAUUAACAUAUCAUUUUGUAUCAUAUUACAAUGUUUUAUUUUCUCUUUUUCUGUCCUUGGGUCUCAUGAAAGGCUAUUUUUUAAAGUUACUAUUAAUAUUAUUAUUAUGAAUGCGAUUGUAUUCUGCUCUAAAAGGAUCAUGCAUUGUAAUAACAAAUUAUGUAUUAUUCUGAAGGGUUUUAAAUUAUUAUAUUAGACAUGUUUCUACUUACAGUUGUGAGAUGUUUAUGAUUUUAAAUGACUUUGAUAUUUUAAAUAAAUUUUUAUGCAACAUAG
This is a messenger RNA of Pleuronectes platessa (European plaice), 1519 nucleotides long. It is a transcript of the gene dnal1, whose product is annotated as dynein, axonemal, light chain 1. The transcript has 8 exons. The coding region runs from base 84 to 665 and encodes 193 amino acids. Lineage: Eukaryota; Metazoa; Chordata; Actinopteri; Pleuronectiformes; Pleuronectidae. Gene Ontology annotation, molecular function: protein kinase binding. Gene Ontology annotation, cellular component: cytoplasm. The record is from RefSeq and is a predicted model, not a curated record.